ACCUUCCCACCUUCUCCACCGAUAUUGUACUGCACUGUAUGAUACAGCACUGGACUGAACUGAACUGUAUACCCCUAGUCUUUCCACGAUAUCCAUGUCGCGGUGGGUAUAGUACGGAGAGAUCAAACCAAUGGUCAAUAUACCCGUCCAUCAACAAUUCCACCAACCCAGCCGCCAUCUCGGAAACACCACUAUCCACAGAGCAGACAGAGAGGAGAGAGCGAAUUCUCGUCAGUCCUGUUAUACAGGAAACCUACGCACUCGCAAAGAUUGUUCGAGUAAGCUAUAGAAUUAAAAUUUUUUUGAGUCCUUCUACUAGUACAGACAAAGGCUAACUGUUAUAGCUACUGCAGCCGUGUUUACGCAAUACCGGCGAGUGGGGCUGUUCUGUUCUGGCGACCACGAUACGAUGCGGAUACGAUAGCGGUGCAUACUACGGUAUGCACUGACGUGGAGACUUUGGCGUUGUGCGGUACCGGUAUCAUGCCAGUACUUCCAGUGUCUUGGCGUUCAUUUUGCGAAAGGUGGGUUGAGAUACAGGUACGGUACAGGUGUGAUACCGUAUCAUACUUAUUGUACGUACGGUGCUUGGGUACUUUGCCUGCCGGUUUCAAAAGUAUCCCGACUCCUUGGCGCCCAGAGGGGCAACUUGGCUGCCAAAGUGUCCGGAUGCUUUUGAAUCGGCAAGUACUGGCCUAAACACUCGAGCACGGAGUUGGCUGAUUGGGAGCCUGCUUGGGCGCGAGUGAGAGUGAUUACCGAUUUGCCAAGUUUUCUGAGCGCACCGAAUUGGCUUUUUGGGUGCAUGUGGGCUGAGCCGAGGGAAAUGUUCAGGUGAUUUAGGUGAGUGGUGCUGUAGCGUAGGACAAAGGCAACAGAGGGGGAGGAGGAGGGGGUGG
This is a messenger RNA of Tuber aestivum (summer truffle), 899 nucleotides long. NCBI's taxonomy places the organism in Eukaryota, Fungi, Ascomycota, Pezizomycetes, Pezizales, Tuberaceae. The record is from the annotation of a GenBank genome assembly.